Molecule: messenger RNA, 2036 nt
Organism: Tigriopus californicus
Lineage: Eukaryota; Metazoa; Arthropoda; Copepoda; Harpacticoida; Harpacticidae
Gene: PSR
Product: bifunctional arginine demethylase and lysyl-hydroxylase JMJD6-like
Exons: 8
Coding region: 402-1736 (444 amino acids)
Biological process (GO): phagocytosis
Cellular component (GO): cytoplasm; nucleus
Molecular function (GO): P-TEFb complex binding; histone H4R3 demethylase activity
Source: RefSeq, a predicted model, not a curated record
UCUCAAGGGAAGAAGAAACAAACAAGAGAGAACUCACAGAGGGCAGACAGAUCGAGGAUAGCCAACAGCAGACUGUGGUUGACCCAAGGAUCGGUGGGAUCUUGCCAGAAUCUGAGGAUCCUCACCAUUGGCAGACCCAUGUACCAAGGCAUGUACCAGUGUCGGUUCUCAUAGGUCUCAUUGAGGGUGGUCAACGAGGGCAUCGGAAUCGUAUUGGCGGCCAAGGAGCGAGUCCGCCCAUUGUCCCCGCCCCGUUCGCUCAUUGGGGUUUUCACGCUCGCUUUCGCUCGCUUUCGCUCGAACCGCGGAGACGGAUUUAGACGGAUUGGGUGGGUGGGCCUGGGCCAAUAUUGCUGUUCUUUCCGACAUUGCGCUAUUCGAAGCGAAACACGCGCGCCAACAUGACGCUGACUGGCGCAUCCUCGAGGACCGUGGGAUCGGACGGCGGCCCGUCUUCGCUCAUGACCGCCGCUCCGUUGCCCGACUCAUCAGCCGCCGUGCCCACCACGCCCACCACUCGUCGACUGGGUGUCCCGGGAUCGGCGCCCACCAGUCGACGAGCCCGGAAACGCAUCCGCGAUGCCAAAAAGAAAGCCCGACCCGAGCUCAAGACCCGUGAGAUGUGGGUGGAGCGGAACUACGCCCGAACGUUUGACUUGUCUUGGUCGCACGUGCCCGAUACGUUGGCCCGAGUCGACGUCAAGCGGGUUAGUCCCCAAGAGUUCAUCGAGAAAUUUGAGAAGCCCUACUUGCCUUGUGUGCUGACCGGCGUGCAGGACACGUGGCUGGCCCAAGAGAAAUGGACAUUGGAGCGUUUGGCCAAAAAGUACCGCAAUCAGAAGUUCAAAUGCGGCGAAGACAACGAGGGCUACAGUGUCAAGUUGAAAAUGAAGUAUUACGUCGACUACAUGAAAUCCACGUCGGACGACAGCCCCCUCUACAUCUUCGACUCCAGCUAUGGCGAUCAUGCGAAGCGAAAACGCUUGCUCGAAGAUUACGAGAUCCCCAUCUACUUUCGAGACGAUCUCUUCAAGUAUUGCAGUGAGAAGCGACGACCGCCGUAUCGAUGGGUGGUUGUGGGCCCGGCUCGAUCCGGCACCGGUAUCCAUAUUGACCCUCUAGGUACAUCAGCGUGGAAUGCUCUCAUAUCCGGACACAAGCGUUGGUGCUUCUUUCCCACGAACACGCCCAAGGACCUCAUUAAAGUCACCUCGCGCGAUGACCAUAAGCAAACCGAUGAGGCCAUUACGUGGUUCAACGUCAUCUAUCCCAAAACUCAGCGGCCCGAUUGGCCCCAGGAGUUCAAGCCCAUCGAGCUCAUUCAACACCCUGGCGAGACCGUGUUCGUGCCUGGCGGUUAUUGGCACGUGGUGCUGAACUUGGACACGACCAUCGCCGUUACUCACAAUUUCUGCUCGAAGACGAACUUCCCCGUCGUUUGGCACAAGACCGUCCGAGGACGACCCAAGCUCAGCCGCAAAUGGCAUCGAGCCCUAGCCAAACACGAGCCGGAGUUAGCUGCAUUGGCCAACCAAAUCGAUUUAGACAAAUCUUCCGGACAAGCCUCGGACUCGAGCUCGGACUCCAGUUCCAGUUCGAGCUCGAGUAGUUCCAGUUCCAGUGAUUCCGAAUCCGAUUCGGGUCAGGAGAGCUUGUCGUCGAAAAAGAAGCGAAGAAAGAAAGACGAUGGAAGUGGAGAGCACGUGAGUGGUGGGUCAUUCAAUGACAGAAAAUAGAGGACAGUCUCUGUCCAUUGUCGACCGACCCCAAUCAAAAUCAUCAAUAGCAGGCCAACCAACCAUCGAUCGAAAUCAGGACUCGUGAGCUCACUCAACCAUCGGCCAGCAAAUAUCCGGACUAGAUAUCGUUCGAACGUGUUUUUGAUUGGCCUCACCUUCUCAGUAACCGAAGCAGCAGCAUUGGAUGACGUUUAAGAAGAAAGAAGGCCGGAGAUAUCAGCUUUGUAAGCUGGAUGAACAGUCUCUGAACGCACACUGAAUAACUGAUUAGAAUGAAUAAACGCCAUAAGAAGUUUG